UUUAAAAGUAGUAUAAUAUUGAUAAAGAAAAGUUACAAGAACUUAGUUUCUUUUAGAAAUUCCUAUGUCAUAAGUAUUAUCACUAAUCAAUAAUUAUCUAGGACAGUUAAAGAGUUACUAAAAAAGGAGGACACAAGUGGCAAUGAUUUCUGUAAAAUUAUUUCAAGUUAUUUGGUUUAAAAAGAGGAAUUCGUAAGGAAUGGAGCUGUUUACUAGUAAUACAAACACGAUGGGAUUUUUCAUAGAGAAAACUGGAUAUAUUAGAGAUCUCCGGAAUUCAGCCAAGUGAUUCUAGGGCAAUUUAAUGUUUGAGCAUUUUAGUAACACUGUGCGAUCCUUCAAAAAUACGUCAAACGACACUCAUCCGACGAUUACACUAGGAGAAUGGGGGAAUGAAUUCGGACGUGUAUGUUGAAAUGCUUGAUCGAUUACUCUUGACCCACUGAACGCAUCAGUUUUUAACGAAUAUUCACCGGAAGACUCAAGUAAGUUGAACUGUUUCAUCACUUCAUUACUAAAAAAUAAUUAGAAAUUGAUUGGUCAAUUAUUUUUGACAAAUUUGUAAUGCCAUAAUAUGAAAAUUCCGGGGAAGGAUGAUUCAAAAGAUCAUUGCUGAUAUUUCUCACUAAUGCUGGAAUCAAGUAAAUCCAGUGAAGCUUACCAGCCUCUGGGAAAUGUCAGCGUCAUAUAUUACGUGUGGUGAAAACACAUUCAACUGAAGUAGAGAAUGUUAUCAGUGUUGUUCAACACACUUCCCACGAGUCUUUUCUAAAUUUUCCAUUGGAAACUUCUACUAAUUGAAAAGAUCAUUGUGUAAAAAAUUAUACAGUACUCGAAGUAGAAAAAAAUAAUGGCCUGAUGACAACAUCUGGCUCAUCAAUAAUGCCAAUAAAACCUUGCCAAUAAAUUAUCCAAUCGGAGCGUAUCACCGGGCCCAACUAAAUUGAAUAAACCAAACCCUUUUUCCAUUUUUCUCAGCCAUUUGGGGAAUAAAAUUACAAAAGAAACCUGACGCUGACGUCUUUUUAUUUGAUGUUUAAUUUGUCACGCCUCGUGACUAAAUCUCUCGUGUAAUUUCCAAUAUUUUUUUCAUACCAUGUGUCAGUAAGAUCGAUUUCACGGUGAAAAGGGUUUUUCAUCGAAAUUUACGAGUCGAAGGGUUGAGUUGCUCGUUUGAAAAAGUCCUUCAGUUUACUACAAUACUUUUUCUCAUUUUUAAUCAUUUUUAUUAUUUAUUUCAUCGAAUCAGUACUCACAUGAACCUAACAGUGAGAAUAUUUAAUGAUCAAAUUACUUAGCGAAGUGAAAGUGAACUUUUACUCGAGAAUUGUAAAUUUAUGGAGUACAUUAAACAAUGCAAAACCCCAUUAAUUUUCCUCAAGAUUCACACGUGCCAGUAUUCCACGCCCCAUGUCAAAUACAAAUAUUGCAUAAUAAAAGCCUCAAGCCCAACGUCCAACACAUACAAAUUCGUUACAGAUUGAUCAAAAUAUUUCAUCUAUAUGAUACUAUUAAUGAACUUUGGAGGUUGAUCAUGUAUAUGACGAUCCAGCCGAUAAUGUAUCAGAAAAAAUUGAAUGUAUACAAAAAAUGGGCAAAAGGAUGGUCAAUAAGUAAUAAUUCAAAUUGAAAAACAAUUUUUUUUGCCAUUUUUCAAGAUUCUGAUUAGCCUGUUGCUAUAGCCACCCUUUAUCACACCAUAUGUCAUUUAUUAGAUUACUUUCACUUGUUCAAUCAACAAGGGAGUUGUAUUAUCAGUCACCACGUAACCGCGAUUCAUAUCAUUUCAAUGUAAAAGUAGCCACCUCGAAAAAAUAAAAGCUUCCAGCAACAGAGUAUAAUUACAAUGUAAUAACUGAUUACUCAUGUUUGAAGGAAUUUGAAAAAGCUAGGUCAUCCAAUCGCUAAUCCAAAAACGCGGCGUCCAGUUACAACCGCGGCACGCGUCAUAGAUUUUCAAAACGGAGAGCUAGAGGAGGGGCAGGACGGAUAGAAAUAUGAAGAGAAAAGAAAAAAAAGGGGGCGGAGAAACCCCACUAUACGAUUAUAGGGUAAAUCCAGUAGUUGGGUCUUUCUCUCUCUUUCUCUCUCUCUCUCUCUCUCUUACUACAUGGUGCCCCAUAUACAGUAGCUAAGGGUUCUCUCGAUAUGUUGUUAAGGAGGGGGGGAGGGGGUACCAGUGCUACAACCCUCGAUGGAUAGUCCUAUAUAUGCCCCUAAAGACCCUUGGUACGUACCCAGUCCUCAUUCGUACCCCGAGUUUAUCGGCUCGUGCAACAUUCGCCUGUACUUUGUAUUAUAGAUAUUAUAUUUUUUUAAGAGUACCAUCGAAUACACCAGAGUCAGAUUUAUAAAGUGAAUUUUUACCAUUGGAUUAAAUCCGUUUAACCGUUCACAAUGUCAUCUGAAUACUCAUUCUGUAGUGAAAAUGGCUUUGAUGAACUCUCAAGCUCCUCAGAUUCUGGGUUUGAUGUUAGCUUUGAAUCUCCGAAGCAUGAAAAUUCAAUUGAUCCUCUUUACGCCCCGAUGAAGGAGGAAAAGAAGAAGAAAACUAGGAGUGCUCGUUGUAAAAGUCCUACACAGGUCCUCAAACUAAAGCGCAAUCGACGAAUGAAAGCAAAUGACCGUGAACGUCACCGAAUGCAUACGCUGAACGAUGCCCUAGAGCGUCUACGAAUGGCCCUGCCAACAUUUCCAGAAGACACAAAACUAACGAAGAUCGAGACUCUUCGAUUCGCACACAACUACAUCUGGGCACUUUCCCAGACACUCGGAAACACCGAGACUGGUGAAAUAACAGUGAACGUGGGUAACGUCACAGUAAGCAUAAGCGAAAACGGCAACAUGAUUACAUCGUCGACGGGAAGUUGUGCUGUCGCAGCUCAAAAACGUCUUGGGCCUGUCCACAACAGCUAUCCUUACCCCCAGGAACGAUUUAUGCCAGAAUGGCAGGAAUAUGAUUGUUAUAGUGACCAAAGUAUAAGUCCACCUAUCCAAUAUCAGGCUUGCUAUGAUCAAAGGAUGUACAACCCCCCCCAUACCCAACAUCAAAUGAGCCAACCACAUCUAAUCGGACAUCAUAAUAACAUGUAUCAGUGUCUGUGAGAUACAGCCAAUGAAUCAAGUGAAAAUCCGCAUGUGACUGUUGUUGAAAAGACUAUUUCAAUAUUUAACCAAAUAAUCAAUUUAAUUAGGAAUUCUAUUAUCGCCAAGUGAAGUGAGAGAACUUUUAUUUUAAGAAUUGAUGAAAAAAUUCAUUGUUUAUUAAUCAGAAUCAUCAACUACGUGUUGAUGAAACAUUAAUUGACGUAGAAAAAAUUGGCGUCUAUCACUGAAUUGUCAAUUACUAAAGUAACUAAACUAUCGUUAACUACUGUGUAAGAAAAUAUUUUUAUUACUAGUAUAUAAAUUUUGAAAAAUUUUGAACAGACUGAAAAAGAAAAAUAAAUAAUCAACGGGAAUUUUUAGACUGCCUUCAAAGCGUUCUAGUCAGAGUGAACAGUUAUCAACAGAUCUCAAUGUUUUAAGAUUUUACGUUAAGUGGAGAAGCUAGUAUGUAAUUGAUGCCUGCUAAAAUGUGCUCUUAUGAUGAUGUCAUUCUGAGAAAUA
Molecule: messenger RNA, 3609 nt
Organism: Diachasmimorpha longicaudata
Lineage: Eukaryota; Metazoa; Arthropoda; Insecta; Hymenoptera; Braconidae
Gene: tap
Product: basic helix-loop-helix neural transcription factor TAP-like
Exons: 4
Coding region: 2398-3105 (235 amino acids)
Biological process (GO): sensory organ development; positive regulation of transcription by RNA polymerase II; axon development
Cellular component (GO): nucleus
Molecular function (GO): E-box binding; DNA-binding transcription factor activity, RNA polymerase II-specific; protein dimerization activity
Source: RefSeq, a predicted model, not a curated record